GUGUGUUAGAUCUCUUUGCGGGAUCCCUUUUUAUCUCUAGUGUUUUCGUGUAAGAAAAAUCGAAAAGUUUUGGUGAAGCUAUAAAAAUAGUGGUAAUGGAUGAGCCCGAAAUAUAAAAAAUAAUUUAGGGGUUUUGGUAAUCACUUGAAAGUUGAAACUGCAACUACAGUUCAAAAACGUAGAAGACAAGAACAACAACAAUAGCAGCAACUCCUUGUCUCCCUGUUUGCGAUGGUUUCCCUAUCGACGUGGUUCCGUUACAUAGCCCACAAGCUCGAGUACUCCGUCUCUCUCAGCUGGAAGAGCUAUAAAAGAGGUCAAAUAACAGACAGAGAAGUAGGCAAUGCCGUUUUGAAGAAUCUAUGUCAGGGAAAGUUAACAUACAUGCACUGGAAUAAGGGAGAGGAAAUGGCCCCUACUAUAGGUGCACAAGGGGGAACUCUUCUCGUUCGGAAAUUACCAGCUGCAGAUCCAACGCGUGUUUUUGUUGGAGAUGUUGUGGUGUUGAAGGACCCCCAGAACUCAGAUAACUAUAUAGUCAGAAGAUUGGCUGCUAUUGAAGGGUAUGAAAUGGUCUCUAAAGAUGAAAAAGAUGAGCCCUUUGUUCUUGAAAAGGACCAGUGCUGGGUGUUGGCUGAUAAUGACAACUUAAAGCCCAAGCAGGAAGUGAAUGACAGUCGAACCUUUGGUCCAGUUUCCAUGACAGACAUUGCUGGCAGGGUAAUAUAUUCUUUGCGAACAGCUGUGGAUCAUGGCCCUGUGCAGAACAGUCAUUUCAGUAUGAGAAAGGAUUUACCAGUGCUGGAAGUCGAACUGGAUGUUGAUGAGAUGGCAAAAAACCACAAAGCGUAAACUGUACCCACAAAAUGCACUGACUUGGUGUGCCAAUCGGGUAAUCUGGUCAUUCUUUCCAACUGGAGCAUAUGAUGCGGCCUGCUCCGAAUUGAGGUUCAUCUAUAUUUAGCUUGCUUUCAAAAAGUAUGGUAGUGUUAAAAACUAGCCAAAAGAGCGAAACGGAAAAGGAAUCCAUCUGUUGCUGUUCUGGAUGCUUAUCUUAGGACUCAUGGCUUGCCUUUAAUUGCCUUUGAGCUUGCCAUUGCCAAGCUUUGAAUGUAACAUCUAAUUCUGAAAGCUGUUCUGAUUUUUCACCCUACCUGCAGACCAUACUUGGACGUGUUUUAA
Juglans regia (Persian walnut) is the source of this 1182-nucleotide messenger RNA. RefSeq lists its product as uncharacterized. The record is from RefSeq and is a predicted model, not a curated record. Gene Ontology annotation, molecular function: serine-type endopeptidase activity. The transcript is spliced from 6 exons. Lineage: Eukaryota; Viridiplantae; Streptophyta; Magnoliopsida; Fagales; Juglandaceae. The coding region runs from base 232 to 852 and encodes 206 amino acids.